AUGUCGUAUGCCAAACAAGUUCUUGGCUCCCAGCCUGAUGAUGAGAAAGUUCUGGGUGUAACAUGGAACAACUCCUCUGAUACUCUAGUUUUUCGCCUCGACAAGAUGGUAAACUGCGAACCAGAGUUGUUACAACCAAUUACGAAGCGUGAUCUCCUCAGUUCAACUGCAAAGAUUUAUGACCCAAUGGGAUUAAUCUCACCUGUUGUUCUUAUGAUGAAAGUUCUGUUCCAGGAAACGUGCAAGGCCGAGCUAGACUGGGACAUGCCGUUACCGUUAGAACUUAGUACUCGCUGGGAAGUGUGGAGAGCGAAUGUGUCUAGCUGUCAAGAAAUUACCAUUCCAAGAUGUGUUAUACCCGAAAACAAGGAAUUGAUCCAGUCCAUAGAGCUUCAUGGCUUUGGGGACAGUUCAAAAUAUGCCUAUGGAGCGGUGGUGUAUUUGCGAGUUGUAUCUGAGCACAAGGUUCACACGAAUAUCAUUGCAUCCAAGAGUAGAGUAGCACCCUUAACCGAGCAAACCAUUCCCCGACUAGAACUUUUAUCGGCUUUGGUUUUAGCGAGACUUAUUCACUCAGUUCAGUUAGCGUUCGCAAACGUAAUCAAGAUAACUUCAGUUUACUGCUGGUUAGAUUCGAUGAUAGCUUUAUCGUGGAUAAAGGGUACUUCUAAAGAAUUCAAGCAAUUUGUCCAAAAUCGUGUGGUAGAAAUCCGUAAGUUGGUGUCUGUGAGAGAUUGGAGAUUCUGUCCGGGACUUAACAACCCAGCAGAUAUUGUGUCAAGAGGUAUGUUACCUUCAGAACUGAGUCAGAGCAAGUUAUGGUGGAAUGGACCAGACUUCUUGGCAAGAAGUGAUCCUGAAUGGUCAAAGGACGGUGAAGAAAUUAUUUGUAUAAACGAUGAGGCUCGAAUUCAAAGCGAGAGAGAAGUCAAAUCCAAACCAACUAGUGCAGCCAGCUUGUCAUGUGCCAAUGACAAUGUUACAGAAAAGCAAUCGCAAUUAUCGUUAGAGAACAUUUUGCCAAAGGAACGAUACAGCACUCUUUGUAAACUGCUAAGAGUUACGAGUUAUGUUCUAAGAUUCAUCGCAAACCUUCGGACAAAGGUUGCAGGAACUGAACCAAAUCUAAGUCGUCUUUCCCUUGAAGAAAUAACAGAAGCGAAGCAUAUAUGGUAUAAGCACAUACAAGGAGCGAUUCAAACAAGCAAAAGUUUCAAGCAAGUUCAAGCAUCACUGGGUCUAUUCAAGGAUAAUUGUGGUAUCUGGAGAUGUGGUGGAAGAUUAUCCAAUGCUAAUAUUGAACUUUCUGCUAAACAUCCAGUUUUCUUGCCCAAUGAUCAUUGGUUUUCUACCUUGUUGGUGGAAGAAUGUCACAGGAGAGUAAUGCACAAUGGUGUAAGAGAAACACUUUGCGAAAUUCGUUCAGAACAUUGGAUUGCGAAGGGAAGACAAUUUGUCAAGAAGAUUAUUGCAAAAUGUACUACGUGCAAGAGAUACGAAGGAGGAACUUAUCAAAUACCACCUCAACCAUCAUUACCAGAUUUUCGAGUUUCUGACGAUUUUGCCUUCACGCGAGUCGGUGUGGACUUCGCAGGUCCCGUUUAUGCCAAACCAAUCUUCUCAAAAGGUACGAAAUCACCUGUUUUUAAGACGUAUAUCUGUCUAUUUACGUGUGCCUCGUCACGAGCAUUACAUCUCGAAUUGGUUCCAGAUCUAUCUACAAAGGCAUUUAUUCGCUGUUUACAGAGAUUCAUGUCCAGAAGAGGUAUCCCAAAAAUGUUUAUUUCGGACAAUGGAAAAACCUUUAAGGCAAACGAGCUUGCAGAAUUCGCAACCAGAAAUAACAUCAGCUGGAAAUUCAACAUUGAGAGAGCCCCUUGGUGGGGAGGAUUUUUUGAAAGACUUGUGAAAUCGGUGAAAAGGUGCCUGAGAAAAAUUGUUCGAAGAGCUAGAUUGACGUACGAGGAAUUGGAGACAGUCUUAGUGGAGAUAGAGGGCGUUAUCAACAGUCGUCCACUGACGUAUGUGUAUAGUGACGAAGUUUGUGAAGGUCCGUUAACACCUUCGCAUUUAGUUAUGGGUCGUCGCCUUCUCAGUCAAGCACCUGUCGUGAGAGAUGAGACUGACACUCCUGCGGGUAAUGGAAGUCUGUCGCGUCGCGCAACUUAUUUGAAGAAAUUAUUAGAACAUUUCUGGAAAAGAUGGAGUCGCGAGUAUUUGUUAGAGCUUAGAGAACGUCAUCGUGUCAAAGGAAUCAGAAGAAGUGCGAAGGCGAAUCCCAAGGAAGGAGAUAUAGUUUGCGUGUACGAAGAGAAAACUCCAAGGAAUCUAUGGAGAUUGGGAAAGGUCGAAAAACUUUUCAAAGGAAACGAUGGUCAGGUUAGAGCAGUUGCACUCCGAAUAUGGAACAAAGGAAAAGAAACAAUAACGUUGCAGCGACCUGUUCAGAAAGUAUAUCCAGUCGAGGGAUCUCGCGUUGACGAAACUACAAGUGUUCCAGUAAGAAGGUCAGAACGAGUUGCAGCUAUCGAAGCCAGGAAGCAGCAGAGCAAACGUGGACGAUAA
Paramuricea clavata is the source of this 2565-nucleotide messenger RNA. Lineage: Eukaryota; Metazoa; Cnidaria; Anthozoa; Malacalcyonacea; Plexauridae. The record is from the annotation of a GenBank genome assembly.